UUGACUGCAGAUUCACGAGUGCGCUUUUCUUCUCGGAGACCGUCCCGUCCCGUCAGGAGAGGAGAAGCACUAUGGGGACCACUUCAUGAAGGACAGUAAACCAGAUGUCUUUUUCCACCAGUUUGGGUUGGUGCAGUGGAGCUGGACGCGCUGACCUGAAGAACAUCGCUGUGCUGGUGGUGUUGUUGUUGUUAACAUUAGCCAGCGGCAGCCAACAUGGCUGAGGAUGACUGUGAAUGGGUUGUAGAGAGCAUCGUCGGUUACCUGGGAAGUCCCGAGUGGGUCAUUCCUGUCACGGACUUUAUGGAAAACAAAUGCACAGUUUUUGAUGACGAAGAUGAAAAUAAGUUAUCGUACACAGAAAUCCAUGUACAGUAUAAGAAAUUGGUGGAGAAGCUGUUGGAUAAUUACAUGCAGGAGGUUGGCAUCAACGAGCAGCAGUUUCUGGAUGCGUGCACCUCUCCUUUUGCCAAGUCCAAAACACUGCAGUCUGUGUUCCAACCAGUUCUGGCUACGGAUGACUUCCAGAUGUUUCGCUCCCUGAUGGUCCAGAAGAACAUGGAGCUGCAGCUUCAAGCCCUCAGGGUCAUUAAGGAAAGGAACGGGGCCCUCCCUGAGUGUCUCACUGAUGGUGUGGACGUGAUGACAGAGUUGCAGCAGCAAGAGAUGAAAAUCCUGCAGGAGGUUCUCAAGAAAUCAAAAGAGGAGUAUGAAGAGGAAAUGUCCAAGAGGCUGCAAUUAGAGGAAGAGGUUGGUUCCACUUCCAGCAGCUGCCCUGAUAAGCCAAUGGCAGAAAGCAGAGGAGCCCAGAAUACCACCUCUGCUCCAAGCCAACAAAGCAGCGCUGCCAAGGCCAAAGCUGAGGGGAAUAGCGACAGCAGCAGCAGCAAUGGUCACCACACCCUACUGGUGAACGGAAACACUGCCAAUGAGUUAAACCUGGUCAACAGCAAACCUGUCAGAAUACAAGAGGGCAAGGCGGCUGCUCCAGGAGGUGGAGAUGAGAAGAUUGCGCCGAAUAGCAGCUCCACGUCCAAACCCACACCAGCUUGUGGCAGUAACGGUGUGGAGUCCAGAGUCCUUCCAGCUGUGAAAGCUCCAGUGAAGUCUGGUGUAGCCCCCGUCAGCCUCGGUCCUGAGACCAAGGAGCAGAGCAGCAGCAGCCGGGCUGCAGCCGAGGCGUGGCUGGAGGAGGCGCACAGGGAGGCUGGAUUCGCUAAGCCAUAUACUGAGCUGUCAGCCUCUCAGCAGGAGCAGCUCCAGCAGAGGGCAGCAUAUCUGCGUCAGCAGAGGGACAAACUGCAUGCACUGAAAAAGGAACAGCAGAAACCCAAGCAGACAACCACACCAGAGGAGGCACCCCCCACCACCCCGGAGGCAGUGGGGCAGCCCCAGAGGAAUGGGGCCCGUACCCCCUCUCCUCUUCCUCUUCAUCCUCCUCCAGCACCACACUCUCCUAACUCCUCCAAACAGAAGGAGAUAUCUGCCGAGGAGAGGAAGAAGCUGCAGAAGAGAAAACAUCUGGCUGACAAGCUGAAAGAAGAAGUGAUUAAGAAAUAACUCCCCCUCCAAACGUCGAUAUUCUCAUUCAUAUCUUCUGUUUGUUCCAAUAAUCAAACACAUGGCUCCCUUUGCACAGCGAGUGAAUUCACUUUAUGUAACACAGGUCAGGCUUCUUCCAAAGAAACAGAAAAAGUCUGAGGUCUUCCUUCCUAAGAGUUCUUUCCAUUUCUGUCUACGGCAAAAGAAGGUGCAUCUCCCUUUAUACUGUGGAUGUAUCGGUGUGUGGCUCUCAAGUAUUCUGUGAGACAGUUGCACCAGUAUGACUGAGCAAGUUCAGAACAUGUCAGGCCACCUGAAAUGCACUCAGACCAGUGAGUGCUUUUCAGUGCUAGAAGACUUCCCGAUGGCUUUUACCUGAUUUUUUUCUUCACAUUGCAACACACACCUGGGCUGUGUCCAAAGCACUCCUGGGUUGCCACAGUGUGCACUACACACUUACUUUACUGACGUUGUGGAUUCUAAGUGUAAAAUUCCCACUUUGGAAUGAAAAUCAUAGUCACAGCAUGCACAAUACAAUGCUGCAUAUUCAUAGAUGGGUACAUGUUAAUUAUAAAACACUUAACUGGUCAGUAAUGGUGAAAAAGCAUGAUUAAGAACUAAUUUUCCUGCUCAUUAUAAACUAUUAUCUUGGGAGCAGUGACCAAAGGAGUGAUUUUGGACAUAUCCCUGAGCUUGUUUCUCUGUAGACAACAGAAAUGGGCCAUGUGGUGAAACACGCUCAACAUUAGGCACAACAUUAAGCGUUGCUGCUGGUGAAAGGCUUGAUUGGCAGAGUCCUGUGUUGAGGUGAAGGUAACAUUAGCUAGCACACGUUUACAGUCUUGUUCUCCACUGCUAGCAUUCCCAGAGAGACGUCAGCUGUUACCACGUAGCUGAUAACACCGUAGCAGCUCAUACUAGUCAAAGAGCGCUGUGGAAGUUGUCAAGAAGAACAUGCUGUCAUGUGUUCAUAAAGAGGCCAAGAGAACAGUGUCGCUUUCUAUGAGGAAUUCAGUAUUUCAUGUAUGCCGUUUAAUAAAUCGCAUUUUAUAG
Chelmon rostratus (copperband butterflyfish) is the source of this 2595-nucleotide messenger RNA. It is a transcript of the gene cfap36, whose product is annotated as cilia and flagella associated protein 36. Gene Ontology annotation, cellular component: ciliary base; axoneme. The transcript has 12 exons. The record is from RefSeq and is a predicted model, not a curated record. Bases 217 to 1560 code for a protein of 447 amino acids. NCBI's taxonomy places the organism in Eukaryota, Metazoa, Chordata, Actinopteri, Chaetodontiformes, Chaetodontidae.